Molecule: messenger RNA, 2073 nt
Organism: Entamoeba invadens IP1
Lineage: Eukaryota; Evosea; Mastigamoebida; Endamoebidae
Product: myotubularin, putative
Exons: 1
Coding region: 1-2073 (690 amino acids)
Biological process (GO): dephosphorylation
Molecular function (GO): phosphatase activity
Source: RefSeq, a predicted model, not a curated record
AUGUUUUUAAAGCUAAUGGUUCGUAUAGAAAUCUGUACUAAAGAGGUUUACUUAUCUAUUCCUUCUGGUCUCAAAAACGCAAGCAAUGCGCCUAAAGUCCCCCAACGAAAAUUUGCAAAGCAAGUCCUGCCAGAUUUCAAUGAUAGAGGGUACUGGGAAGUGCGACUCAAAGACUUGGCACAUGAAGCUCUUCAAAAAUUACAAGGGUUUUACUUCGACCAGUCUGCUCUAGGAAAUUACUUCUCAUUUGACUAUACCGACUACUCAACUAAUUUCUACGCACUCAAAUCAGUGUUUCUCGGCGUAGACAUCAAUUUAUUAACUAAACCACUGUUCGACGACUACGCACAAUCACCCGAAGAAACAUUCUCAAACGACUGCUCGUCGAGUGAACAGUCUAUUACCCCUCCCCUCUCAGGUCAAAGGUGUAAGACUUUACCACCAAAUGCCUUUGUUGGGAUUUCACAGAACCUGAUGAGACCAACUUCACCACGAAACACUCCACGUUUCACGACAAAUCAGUCUGUAGUGAUACCAAAGGAUAACCCUAAAGAGCAAAUCAUAGUUAGUGUGAAGAAUGUGAGGAUCUUAUUUAGAAACGAUGUGUGGGUGGAGCGACAGAAUGAAGAACAUGACGGGAGGAUAGUGGUGACCUCAGCUAAGUUCUGUUUUAUCGACUCGAAUGAUGGGCAAUUCAACAUUUUUGUUCCACUGACAAAGAUCGCCGAUCUGAAGAAAGUCAACACAAAGAAGACUGAACAUGUCAGAGUGCUUGAAUUCUCCACUAAAGAAAAUGUCUUUGUCAAAUUUUCAUUUCUAAAGAACAGACAAGGGAGGAAAAGUGUGUGCACUGCUAUCAAUGCAACAACCUUCUCGCCACCAAUAACUAUGAACGUAUUUAAAUUGUUGGACCUCGAGGUGAAGAGAAUUACUUAUUACGACGUCUUAGACGAAUUCAUUCGACUUGGGUUGAAUAAGACGGAUCAGUGGAGAGUGACCCUCAUCAACGACGACUACAAAUUUUGCCCGACAUACCCUCGCGAGUUGAUUGUACCUAAAGAGAUCAGCGAUGAAGUGUUACUGAAAAGUGGGGAGUAUCGAUCCCGACAUCGCAUACCGGUACUUACAUGGGUCCAUGAGAAUGGGGCUUGUGUAGUUCGUUGUUCCCAGCCGAUGCCUGGGAUAGUCGGGAAGAAGAGUGAAGAAGAUAUUUCAGUCUUAGAAAUGAUUGGGAGAUGUGGUCAAGUGACAACAAGUAAGUUGCAUAUAUUAGAUUCACGGCCGAAAGCGAAUGCGGUAGCAAAUAUAGCGAUGGGUGGUGGAUAUGAAGCGGAUGAAGAUUAUCCGUUUAGUGUGAUGGAGUUUGAGAAUAUUGAUAACAUUCAUGUAGUGAGAGAAGGAUGGCAGAAGUUAUGUGUGAUGUGUAUGGGGUUACAUCCACAAGACCAUACGACUACUGUCACGACAUCAAUUGAAGUCCAAAAUUGGUGGAAAGUGCUGACAACCAUAUUUGCUUCAUCUAUUAAGAUGUGUCGAUAUCUUGAGAGUGGGGAGAGUGUAUUAGUUCAUUGUACUGAUGGAUGGGAUCGAACAAGUCAAUGUUGUUCUUUAUGUGAAAUGAUGUUAGACCCGUACUUUAGAACUUUAGACGGGUUCGUCGUCUUAGUCGAAAAAGACUGGAAAAGUUUUGGACAUCGCUUUAUGACUAGAAGUGGUGUGGGGGCUCAUUGCCCACACGGACAAUAUUCCCCAGUCUUCCACCAGUUCAUCGAAUGCGUGUUUAUAUUACUCACUAACUACCCUACCAUGUUCCAGUUCAACGAGGAAUUUUUACUCGAAAUCGAUGACGCAGUGUUCUGUGCUAAUUAUGGAACGUUUUUGUUUGAUUGUAGUAUGGAAAGGGAUCUCAACCGAGUCGAUGAAAGAACUCUUUCUUUAUGGUCGAAUGUCUAUGAAAACAGAGAAAGGUUUUCUAAUCCACAAUACAUCAAAUCCUCUGAUAAAAUGCAUACAUAUGGUCUCCCUAAAUUUGUGCUUUGGGAAAAGUAUUACUUCGCAAACAGAAAAUACUAA